AUGAGCGAGGAGCACUGUGACCCUAAGAAAGAGGUUACCGGCUCAGAGUCGAAAUCAGGCGCUAACGGCGAUCGUUCAGAAAGUCCGGGCGCUGGCGGCAAUGAAAACGGUUCCGGUCGCGAUCGUGAGGACGUUUGCCGCGAUUUCCUUAAGAACAUUUGCAAUCGCGGCUCACGCUGCAAAUUCUUCCAUCCCACCGACAGCAAGCAGCGCACUGAAGAUAUGAUCAAUUUCUGCAUCGACUUCCAGAAUCGCGGCUGCAUGCGCGACAACUGCCGCUUUGUGCAUGCGUCGCGCGAAGAAGUGGAACGGUACAAGCACACGCGCGAAGUGACGCUACCACUUGCGCGAGCCAUCGCAGCUGUUACUCAAGGCGACACCAUCGCGGGAAUUCCAGUCUGCAAGGAGUUUCAAUCAGGAAAAUGUGCUCGCGGCGCGCAGCGCUGUCGCUACUGGCACGUGAAUGUAGAAGAGGAGCGCGAACGACGACUGCGUGGGCUCCCUCCAUCAGGUGGGCCUCUUGGAAGAUACGGCGGGGCACCUGGUGGACGUUACGGUGGAUCAGGUGGUCCAAUGUAUGGUGUACCACCACUAGGUAUGCGACGAUCAGGCCCUCCUCUUGAUGGACCGUACGAGAAGAGAUCCCGCAUGGAGGAAGGCCGUGUAACUGAGCUAGAGCGUAAGAACGCAGAGCUUUCGAAGGAAGUGGAAACAUUGAAACGAGAACUGCAGCGUGAGCACGAACGUUACGAGGACCUGUAUGCGCUUUUCCGUCAGCAAAGUGGCGGUGCAGCUGCCGCUCCCUCGAAAUCCGCUGCGCAACCCGGCUAUGGCGGAGUAGGCGGCGGCGGCUAUGGAAAUUGGAACGCUGGCGGUGGCUGGCAGUAA
Cooperia oncophora is the source of this 888-nucleotide messenger RNA. The record is from the annotation of a GenBank genome assembly. Lineage: Eukaryota; Metazoa; Nematoda; Chromadorea; Rhabditida; Trichostrongylidae.